Paramecium tetraurelia is the source of this 597-nucleotide messenger RNA. RefSeq lists its product as uncharacterized. The record is from RefSeq and is a predicted model, not a curated record. The transcript has a single exon. Lineage: Eukaryota; Ciliophora; Oligohymenophorea; Peniculida; Parameciidae.
AUGUUUGAAGAAUUAACGGGAUUUUUUAAAGAAUUCUUAGACAACAAAUUUCAAUAAAUGGAAUUAAAAAUAUAAGAUAUACAAAAAUAACUCUUAUAAAAUUAAAGAGAAUAAGAAAGCAUGUUGAUUGUUAAGAUAGAAAAAGUAUUUGCGGAUUAAGACAGCCUAUAAAGUUAAUUUUAAUCUCUGCUAAAAGAAAUUGAAGUAGCAUAAAAGUAAGCUGAUGAAAUAAUAGAGAAAUUUUCAUAAUAAGUACCUACUACUAAAAUUAAAUAACAAUAAUCUCUGCCUAUUUAGUAAAAUUUUCAAUAAAAUCUCUUGAACCUAUCAUCCAUUGAUCUGAAAGAUCAAAGCUAAAUUAAUAGUAUUGAUUAUUCCCAUAGACCUUCAAAUAUUCCUAUUUAACAUACAGGAAAACUAGAAAUAACUAAUCCUAAGGUAUCAAAAUUUGAUGAAAAUCAAAGUAUAGUUUUUAAGACUAAGUCAGGAAAAAAAUACCAUCGUGCAUAUUGUGGUUAUCUAUCAGAUUCAAAAAUUCCGAUAACCUUGAAUGAGGCAAAGAAUAAAUUGACUGAAUGUAAAAUAUGUAAAUCUUGA